Messenger RNA from Hippocampus comes (tiger tail seahorse), 761 nucleotides. RefSeq names its product sorting nexin-16-like. Gene Ontology annotation, cellular component: early endosome; late endosome. The record is from RefSeq and is a predicted model, not a curated record. Gene Ontology annotation, molecular function: phosphatidylinositol binding. Gene Ontology annotation, biological process: early endosome to late endosome transport; protein targeting to lysosome; endosome to lysosome transport. Bases 104 to 727 code for a protein of 207 amino acids. Lineage: Eukaryota; Metazoa; Chordata; Actinopteri; Syngnathiformes; Syngnathidae. The transcript is spliced from 5 exons.
ACUCAGUGUGACAAGCUGACGUGGCACCAUUACUUCACGUCACAUCUCACCAGAGCAGUUUUCCCCUGUCCAUUUUACAAACUGUUGGCUCUCAUCUCCACAAAUGGGGGAUGAAUCCGAGGGAAGAAGAAAUGUUUUUUACGGGCCGGAGACGGAAGGGAUCCUCGGCGACGAUUGGGUGGAGAGACCGUUCACCGUGACACUGCAGGAUCACGAAAUCCUCAAGGGGAGGGAAAAGUUCACGGUUUACAAGAUCCUGGUGAUCGGGAGUCAGGGGGGCAGCUGGAUAAUCUUUAGACGAUACGGAGAUUUCCGCAGACUCCGAGACAAGCUCAAGGCUUUGUUUCCGAGCGUCCGCUUAGUUUUGCCUCCAAAACGUUGGUUCAAAGACAACUACGACGGGGAGUUUCUGGAUGAGAGGCGGACUGGCUUGCAAACCUUUUUGCAGAAUCUGACUUGCCACAAUGACAUCAGCAACAGCGUUUCAGUCAGACAGUUUCUCUGUGUGAGUGAAUCACCGGGCCCAUUCGACAGUCUGGAAGAAAGCAGAGCUUUCUGUGCCGCUCUGGAGGAAACGAACCAUUACCUACAGAGGGAACUGAUGGAAAAACAGAGAGAAGUUGAACAUUUGAGGGAGACGCUGAAUGAGAGGACGGACUACAUCAACUUUUUGAUGAAGAAACACGAUUGCGUUUCCCUUCUCACAGAAUCUCAAAAAUCAUCAUAAAGCUAUCAAACACGUGUUUCCACACACUACGUUG